Molecule: messenger RNA, 1539 nt
Organism: Knipowitschia caucasica
Lineage: Eukaryota; Metazoa; Chordata; Actinopteri; Gobiiformes; Gobiidae
Source: the annotation of a GenBank genome assembly
AUGCCGCUAAACCACGCAGCUCCGGCCCUGGACGAGAGAGGAAGCGGAAGGAACAACGUGAGCUCUGCGCAUGCACUGCCCUAUCCCUCCUCUGUCUGCCAGCGCAGCCUCAUCACAGAGGCUCCUGAGAAGGGAUCACUUGUUGUGGUUUGGGAGGCACGGAAAAAAGAGAAUACAAGUGAGGAGGGUGUGGAGAGAGCUGGAGCGCGAGAAGACACAUCGAGAGAGGGGAAAAGGAUGCGCGUCUGUCCUCUGCUUGUCUUGUUCUGUUUGGUGCGCGCUGGAAGCUCUCAGAAGUUCUCAGCUCUCACGUUCUUGCGUGUGGACCAGGAUAAAGAGUGUAACAUGGACUGCAGCGGCGCACCACGGAAGCCCCUGUGCGCCUCUGAUGGACGCACUUUCACAUCUCGCUGCGAGUUCCUCCGAGCCAAGUGUCGCGACCCACAGCUGGAGGUGAUCCGCGGGCCAUGCAAAGAUACGUCCAGAUGUGUGGCAGAGAAGAAGUACACGGAACAACAGGCCAAGAAGCUGUUCCCGCAGGUUUUUGUACCUGUGUGCAACCCGGAUGGCACGUACAGCGAGGUUCAGUGCCACAGCUACACUGGAUACUGCUGGUGUGUGACUCCCAACGGUCGACCCAUCAGUGGUUCAGCAGUGGCCAAUAAGAAACCCAGAUGCCAAGGUAUGAAAAGAUCAAAGCAGGAGCGCGCGACCACGAGAGAGCCGGGCAAAGCAGAUGAGACCGGACUAGUCGUGGACCCGCAGCCCUCCACAGACGAAGAAGACAUCACUUCGCAGUACCCCACGCUCUGGACGGAGCAGGUCCGCAGCCGGCAGAACAACCGGACCAGAGCGCCCUCCUCGUCAUGUGACCAGGAGCAGCAGUCUGCACAGGAGGAGGCGCGGCAGCACAAGAACGAUGCAGUGUUUGUCCCGGACUGCGCUCUGGGAGGACUCUACAAACCAGUGCAGUGUCACCCGUCCACUGGCUACUGCUGGUGUGUGCUGGUGGACACGGGACGGCCCAUCCCAGGGACCUCCACCAGAUAUGAGCAGCCAAAAUGUGACGGUAACGCCAGAGCACAUCCAACCAAACCCAAAGAUCACUACAGGAGCCGGCAUCUCCAAGGCUGUCCCGGGGCAAAGAAAACAGAGUUCCUGACGAGUGUUCUGGACGCGCUGUCGACAGACAUGGUGCACGCCGUCACGGACCCAGCGUCUGCCGGGAGGAUGGCUGAGCCGGACCCGAGCCACACCCUGGAGGAGCGCGUGGUGCACUGGUAUUUCAGUCAGCUCGACAAAAACUCCAGCGGCGACAUCGGCAAGAAGGAGAUCAAACCUUUCAAACGCUUUCUGCGCAAAAAAUCCAAACCCAAGAAGUGCGUCAAGAAGUUUGUGGAGUACUGUGACAUCAGCAACGACAAGGCUCUAUCCCUGCAGGAGCUGAUGGGCUGCCUGGGCGUCACCAAGGAGGACGCGGCCAAAACAGGCGACGGCUUGCCCUCCAGUAAACUAAAUCCUUUGAGAAAACAAGGCUGA